Molecule: messenger RNA, 1218 nt
Organism: Schistosoma spindalis
Lineage: Eukaryota; Metazoa; Platyhelminthes; Trematoda; Strigeidida; Schistosomatidae
Source: the annotation of a GenBank genome assembly
AUGUUGAUUUAUUCGGAAUUACUACCUAAUUAUAUGUUGAAAGAUAAUCCAUCAAAAUAUGAUCAUUUGAAUAAUGCAAAAGAAAAACGAUUACCUAGGUUUGCUUUAUCAGAAAAAAAUAAAAAUCGGCAACUAUAUGAAAAUCAUAAUAAUUUCACUCCUGAAUCUCAUAUUUUUACAAUGAAUUCAUCACAAAUUACAACAAUGAUACAUUCAUAUCGUUUACCAAUGUUUCCUACAUUAUUACCAAAAUUAGAAGCAAAUCAAAAUUAUUAUAAUUUAGAAGAAAAUCAAUAUAGUAAUAAUGAUGAUAGUGAUUCAUAUAAAUCACAUAUUACAUUAGAAUCAAUUACUACUAAUACAAAUAAAAUAAUUGAAUUUAAAAAUAUUCAAUCAACCAAUAAUUAUUUAUUACCAAAAUAUGAAAUAAUAAAUAAAAAAGAAAAAAAUAAUUUAAUAGAAAAAAAGAAAAUACAAAAAACAAACGAUUGGGAAUUUAAUAAAAUUAAAACAAAAAAUAAUCUUUCUAAUCGUAUUAAACAUAUUAAUGAAUUAUUUUGUGAAGUAUCUAGGAAAAUGUAUUGUUUAAGCGAAGAAAAUGGAUCAUUAAUGAAUAAUUUAUUCAAAGCAACAGAACAUUUAAAAUACUUAAAAAACAUUUUAAGUGAUGGUCAAGAGCAUCGUUUAACAUUACAACAUAACUAUCAAAUUGAUUCAGUUAAUCGGAUUGAAAAUUCAUCCCAUAAACUAAACAACUGUAAUUCUUCAACUAGAUAUUGUAUUUCUCCUCAUCAAAUUAUUGAUGAUGAUUUAAAUAUUCAUAGAUUAAAAUUAAAAACUGGAAGUUUACAUGAAAAUUUAUUUUCAUUUUCUCAACCAAACUUAAAUCAAGAUAUCAAUGACUGUAAUCUUUCAGAGAAAUAUGAUACUGACAAUGGUACUCAUAUGGAUCGUCACCAGUAUCAUAAUAAUAAUAGUGAUAACAAUAAAUGUAAUAAACACACAGAGAAGACACGUUUAGAUAUAUGUAAAACAAAAGCAGUCAUGAACACUAAUGAACAUUAUGUACAGAAGAUCGGUGACAAAUUAAUUCAGCAUUCACAAACUAGUAGAAUUUCACAAAUAUUUACCAGAGCAAAUCACUUUUCAACGAUCAAUUUAACAACUUCAUUAUUUCGUAGUGCCUCAAAAGAAAGAUCUAAAAGAAGACAUAUAUAA